Messenger RNA from Colossoma macropomum (tambaqui), 1116 nucleotides. Its product is annotated as cell wall protein DAN4-like. The transcript has 8 exons. The record is from RefSeq and is a predicted model, not a curated record. Bases 46 to 1116 code for a protein of 356 amino acids. Gene Ontology annotation, molecular function: oxidoreductase activity, acting on metal ions. NCBI's taxonomy places the organism in Eukaryota, Metazoa, Chordata, Actinopteri, Characiformes, Serrasalmidae.
UGCUACAUCAAAACGAAACAUGCAGAGCUGAGUCUACGAGUAAAGAUGUACACAGUUCUGCUUUUCAUCUACCUGGGAGGAACCACAUUACCCUUCGUGAAAUGUUUUAGUGAUGGCAAUUUUGAUGGCAAUCAAGAUGUGUGUCAGUCAAUGGCAGUUGAUCAUGAUGGCCUGUCCAAUCAGGAUCCAGCAUCAAAUCCUUUUACAGUUGAUCCUGAUUAUAUUGAUGUCACAGUUUUGGGAACAGUUGUUAAUGUGUCCCUCACGGCUAAUUCAGUGGGUCGGCCUUUCCGUGGCUUCAUGUUGGAGGCAAGAGAAACCAAUGACGGUCCACCUGUGGGUGUAUUCUCGUUGCUGGACUCAGCCAUCAGCAGACUCCAGAGCUGUAACGGGACUGCUGGUAGAGCUGUUACACAAACCGCUAACCAAGAUAAAACUGAAGUAAGGGUCUUAUGGAGCGCUCCUAACACUGGACGAUACUUCUUCAGAGCUACAUUUGUUGAGAACUUUGAGACUUUUUGGGCUAGAAAGGACAUAUCCCCACCUACAACAACCACAACGUCUACAACAACAACAUCUUCAACACCCUUUACAACAACAUCAGCAUCAGCACUCACCACUGUUACUUCUGUACCCGUCUCCAUGCUUCAACCAGAUCCCACUACUGUAACUGAAGUCACAUCACUGGCACCCACCUCUACAACUUUAGGGGUGACACCAACUACACAUAGCUCCACCACUCCACAGCUGGACGCAUCCACUCAUCCCACUACAGUGAAUAAAACAACAACACCUCAGCUCAAUGCAACCAAGCCCAGUCCAUUCAACGCCACAGCUCCUCCCACUCCAGUGGUUUUCUCUACUGCAUCUCCAACCACUGGCACUACUACUACUCCUUCACAUAAAGAUGUUGUCACAAUAAUAAGUAACCUGGAGUUGGAGCUUCUUGUCCUAGAAAAUUCAUCAGAAGAGGAACGUCAGCGUGCACUGUAUGAAGCCGCCUGUCGGUUGAGAAACUACUUAACAAGUAACUAUGAGGGCAUCUUCUCUUUUGACAUCACAAACAUUACCCCAGUAGCGGAGGGGUACAGUUGCUUAGACUCUAAUGGAAAGUGA